Messenger RNA from Eremothecium gossypii ATCC 10895, 1749 nucleotides. RefSeq names its product alpha-1,2-mannosyltransferase ALG11 (gene ALG11). The transcript has a single exon. Gene Ontology annotation, molecular function: GDP-Man:Man(3)GlcNAc(2)-PP-Dol alpha-1,2-mannosyltransferase activity. Gene Ontology annotation, cellular component: endoplasmic reticulum membrane. Gene Ontology annotation, biological process: protein N-linked glycosylation. The coding region runs from base 1 to 1749 and encodes 582 amino acids. The record is from RefSeq and is marked provisional. Lineage: Eukaryota; Fungi; Ascomycota; Saccharomycetes; Saccharomycetales; Saccharomycetaceae.
AUGGAGAGUUGCUGGCUCACCAUGGAAAGCUAUCAGGCCGCUCUAGUCGUAUGCAUAGUUUCAGGGCUGAUCUUGGCUGUUGCCGGCUAUGGGAACGUUAGGCGCCUUGCGUGUGAGUUUCUCCUGAAGCCGCCAAAGAGAUUCCGCGACGAUAUAUGCGAGGCGCUGCUGCGGGGGCCUGAGAACGACCAGAAGCCAGUGCUUGUGGACUUUGGCUGGCGGCAUGGGGCAGUGAGGCGUCAGAUGCUUUUAGCAAGCGCGAAGGCGAGUGCUUAUUCCAAUGAGCGACACGGCUCCAAGAUCCAUAUCUCACCAGAUGAUAUCGCCCGCGGAAGAAGCUUUGCGGAUGCGCUAGACGUCCACCGCCGAAGCGGGCGGAUAUUGUUCGGCUUUUUCCACCCGUUCUGCAACGCGGGCGGGGGCGGCGAGAAGGUGCUGUGGAAAGCAGUGGAGACUACGUUGAAGCAAUCGCUAAAUAAUAUUGUGGUUGUUUAUACCGGUGAUUGCGAUACAACGGGUGCUAGAAUUCUAUCUAAUGUGGAGCACCGUUUCGGAUCUCAGUUGGACUCGGAAAGAAUUGUAUUCAUAUUCCUGCGCCACAGGAAAUGGGUUGAAAGCCGGACCUGGCCCAGGAUGACGCUAUUGGGCCAGGCUCUCGGAUCCAUCGUUUUAUCGAUUGAGGCUGCAUUGUGUUGCCCUCCGGAUGUGUGGUGUGACACAAUGGGGUACCCUUUCGGCUAUCCGUUUGUCAGUUGGCUCUGCCGUAUUCCGAUUAUUACGUAUACACACUACCCGGUCGUUUCAAUUGAUAUGUUGGACAAGUUGCGAAUGAUGCCGGAAUUUCGCAAUUCUCCUACGUUAUGGGCAAAGUUCCUAUACUGGCGUAUCUUCAUGCGCUGUUACACCUUCGCAGGCUCCUUUGUUGACCUGGCUGUUACUAAUUCCACGUGGACUUAUAACCAUAUCAAUGCCAUAUGGAGCCGGACAGGAAACGUGAGCAUUAUCUAUCCGCCCUGUUCCACAGAGAAUCUCGUUAUAGAGAACGCCCAUGACAUGUGGGAUCGCAAACACCAGGCCGUGGUGAUCGCUCAAUUCCGUCCGGAAAAGCGUCACGCGCUGAUAUUACGGUCUUUCUCAAACUUCGUCAAGAAAACCGGCUCCAACAUGAAGCUUCUAAUGCUCGGCUCUACAAGAGGACAAGAAGACCGAGACUAUGUUAAAAAAUUGGAACAAUUGGCAUACUCCGAACUUGCUAUCCCGAAAGAAAGUUUGGAGUUCAUAACAGACUGCAAGUAUGAGAAGAUGAAAAAGUACCUUCAGGAAUCUUCCUUCGGAAUCAACGCCAUGUGGAAUGAACACUUUGGGAUCGCUGUAGUCGAGUAUGCUGCAUCUGGUUUAAUAACUCUGGCGCACGCUUCUGCGGGUCCGCUUUUGGACAUUAUUGUCCCAUGGGAUAUUGAAGGUGAUAAGCAAUUAGAGCGUGGUUCGGACAAAAAUCGGACAGGGUUCUUUUUCAAAGACCGCUCAGAUCCCGAUUUUUGUAAAAUCACGGCAGAGUUCCCUACGUUAGAGGAACUAUUUGUGCGGGCGGAUCAACUGACGGAUGAAGAAAGGCUAGCAAUUUCGCAAAGGGCGAAAAGGUGUGUAUUGCAUAAAUUCUCCGACCUCAAGUUUUCCGAAGAUUGGGCGCAAGUAGUGGAUCGUACGAUCCAGCUACUCCACACACUUCGGAAUGAUAAGGUUGAAUAA